This is a messenger RNA of Megalobrama amblycephala (Wuchang bream), 2970 nucleotides long. Its product is annotated as EGF-containing fibulin-like extracellular matrix protein 2. The record is from RefSeq and is a predicted model, not a curated record. Lineage: Eukaryota; Metazoa; Chordata; Actinopteri; Cypriniformes; Xenocyprididae. The coding region runs from base 892 to 2208 and encodes 438 amino acids. Gene Ontology annotation, molecular function: calcium ion binding. The transcript has 11 exons.
GAUGUGGAGACACUUUUACUACCUUAUAAAAGGCCAGAGCUGGGACAGCUGUCACCCCCUACAAAUGGUCAUGGAAAUUUCCUCUGGAUUUCUGCAGAAAAGUCCUCAUGGGAACUUUCCCUGGCACUCCUGCUGUUUCUGAAAGUAGGCUAUCUCUGUUGUUUCCAUCAAAGCCAUUGUCUUAAUGAAGAUGCAUGAUGUUCCUGGCACCGAGUAGUGUGUUACAGUCAAAUCAGGAGACCUCGCCUCCUUUUUUUGCCCUGUUAAUUUGUGUCUGCAUUCCUUUUUGACAUCCCCCAGUAAAUAUCCAGCAGUGUCAGACACAAGCGAGCUUGAUCAGAAUGAAAGUUAACAAGGCAAAGUGUAUUAAAAAUGGGAAGUAAUUAAGGCCUAUGAAUUGCACAGGAUUUGCCUCAUAAAAACCAGGUGGAUUGUUUUGCCAGCGGACAAAACUAGAUUUGGGAUUUGGUCUGGAAACCAGGAGGGGGCUGGAGGAAAAACGAGGCAGGAGGGUGAAGGGUGGCAGAGAUGCAGGGGCUUUACUGGAGUGGGUGGAGGGGAAGAAGUGGGCCGUCCUAAGAUUCUUUCAAUAGCAUUGCACCUUUCCUCACAUUCGUAAUACACAGCUAUCACGGCCCGGGUCCUGUCUGUGGUCAAAAACCGUCACUAAAUGCUGGGGGAGAGACUCCAUAGGCACAGACAUAGAAGAGCAACACGACUUCUGCUGGACAGAUCAAGUAAAGGGAGACGACGGGAACUGACCUCCUUGCACGUCUGUUAUCUCUCUUAUUUGGUUUCUUUGGAGUGAGAGCGUGGCUUAACGACAUCUUUACAUUUGUUCAUCCAUCCAGCUGUGUGUGUGGCAGUGAGAGUGUCCUGUACCCUGUAACUAUGAAAGCCACAUAUGUGCUACUUUGUGUGGGUCUGCUUGUUCUUCCUGCUACAAUCUGUCAGUCUCCUGCUGAACGUGACUCUUACACAGAGUGUACAGAUGGCUAUGAGUGGGACGUGCAGACUCAACUCUGUCGAGACAUAAACGAGUGUGAUACUAUUCAGGGGGCAUGUCGGGGAGAGAUGAAAUGCUUUAAUCACUAUGGUGGUUACCUGUGCCUUCCUCGCUCCGCCUAUGUGGUCACCGCACCUGAGCCCUCCAGCCAAUCAGAGCCCAGUGUGCCUGUGGAGACAAGCGAGGCCUUUAACCCCUGUCCCGUAGGCUACAGGGCCCAAGGAGAUACCUGUGUGGACAUUGAUGAGUGUGAAUUAGACAUGCAUGACUGCCAGCCCAGCCAGCAGUGCAUCAACACUGUGGGCACCUACACCUGUGAGUGCCCUGAUGGCUACAGCAAGAUUGGCAUUGAGUGUGUUGAUAUCGACGAGUGCAGAUACAGGUACUGUCAGCAUCGCUGCGUAAACGUGCCAGGAUCUUUCUCUUGUGAAUGUGAGCCUGGAUUUCAGCUGGCAGCAAACAACCGAUCAUGUGUUGAUGUAAAUGAGUGUGAGAUGGGAGCACCUUGUCAGCAAAGGUGUUACAACAGUUAUGGUACAUUCCUGUGUCGCUGUGAUCAGGGCUAUGACCUGGGACCUGAUGGAUACUCAUGCAAUGAUAUUGAUGAGUGCAGCUAUUCCAGUUUCCUUUGCCAGUUUCAGUGUGUGAAUGAGCCUGGAGCUUUUUCCUGUGUUUGUCCAGACGGUUACGAGCUACUUGGAACACGACUCUGCCAGGAUGUGAAUGAGUGUGAGACAGGCACUCAUCUGUGUGGGGAGAGACAGGUCUGUGUGAACAUCCAUGGUGGGCAUCAGUGCGUGGACUACAACCGCUGCCAGGACCCCUACAUCCAGGUCUCAGAGAAUCGUUGUAUAUGUCCAGUGGUGAAGCCAGAGUGUCGUGACAUGCCUUUCUCCAUUGUGCAUCGAUACAUGAGCAUCACCUCUGAACGCUCCGUUCCCUCAGACAUCUUCCAGAUCCAGGCUACCAGCAUCUAUCCUGGAGCCAACAACUCCUUCCGCAUUCGUUCUGGAGACGAAAAUGGAGAAUUCUACAUACGGCAAAUCAACAACAUCAGUGCCAUGUUGGUUUUGGCCCGAGCAGUAACUGGACCGAAGGAGUAUGUCCUCGAUUUGGAGAUGGUGUCUGUCAAUCCUCUCAUGAACUACCAGACCAGCUCUGUUCUUCGUCUCUCCGUUUAUGUUGGGCCUCAUGCUUUCUGAGGAGAGAGAAAUGGAGGGAUAAACAUAGGAAAAACACUGAAUGACAGAAGAAUUUUUAAUUCAGUCUAUUUCUACUUUCAUGUGUUAAAAAUUGGGAACACAAUUCCAGAACUCACUAGCUAAUGUGAAAUAGUCUUUUUUUGUGGCUGACUUUGGCCUGUGACUACAGGCCUAUUCUGGGAAGUGCUAAAGUAUCUGAACAUUCAUUCCUCUCACUUUGUCACCAUAGACUCAUUCUCACACAUACAUGCAGCAUACAAGCACACACACAAACACAAACACAUAUCAGCUCCAGAUAUUUCAAAAAGAUACAUUGAGAUAUCAUUUCUUAUUAGUAUCAGUUUUGCUAACAAAGUCCCACAAUGGAUAUUUACAGUAUAAUUAUAUCUAACCUACAUAUAACACACAUUACAAAGAACAUUUGUCAUUACAUUGAUCUAGUGUAAUACUGUAUUAUCUCAAAAAACACAAACUAAAGGCAAUCAGGUCUCUAUGCACCUUGAAUGAAACAUGAGGAGAACACAUUUCUAUGUAAAUAAUUUGUGAAACCUUUCUUAAGUAUAUUUUUGCAGUUUUUCUAAUGCUUACUGAAUUCACUUCUGCUUGUGUUUCCUCAGUUAGACUCCUUAAUGAUACAAAACUCAUUUUUUUAUUUUUUGUUUUAUAUUUUUUGCAUGAUUACAUUGUUAAAGUAAAAAGUAAAUACAGUGCACAGCAUAAAUCAGUACACCCCCUCUGAACAAAUACAAAAGAUGAAUUUUC